AUGGCGGCCGCAGACGUUGCUCCCCAAUUUGGAGCAGAGCUGAAGGAUUCCUUCAAACCAGUUAACAAUUGGGUAUCAAAUGGUAUAUCAUGGGUAGACGAGAUACACCAAUUCUACCGCGAGCGCAGUGUCAUUGAGAAGGAAUACGCAUCCAAGUUAACGGCCCUGUGCAAGAAGUACUAUGACCGCAAGUCGAAGAAGAUCAGCCCCUUGAGUGUAGGCGAUACACCCACCUUGACCCCCGGCUCCCUCGAAAGCGCAUCGCUCACUACUUGGACUACACAAUUGAACGCCGUGGAAUCACACGCCGCUGAACGGGACAAGUUUGCGUCAGAAUUGGUCGUGCAAGUGGCGGAUCCUCUGAAACAAGCUGCCACCCAAUAUGAAGAGAUUCGCAAAUGCCAUGUUGAAUACUAUGGCAAGUUAGAAAAGGAACGGGAGGCAGCAUAUGGCGAUCUCAAAAAAGCGAAGGGCAAAUACGAUGGCGCAUGCCAGGAGGUCGAAUCUCGCAGAAAGAAAAUGGAGUCCGCGUUCGAUCAUGGCAAGACCAAAGCACAAACAGCAUAUCAACAACAAAUACUGGAGAUGAACAACUAUAAGAAUCUCUAUCUCAUCAGCAUCAAUGUGACAAAUAAGCUGAAGGAGAAAUUCUAUCAUGAAUAUGUCCCCGAGGUGAUCGAUGGGUUACAAAACCUCAAUGAAACGAGAGUCGCAAAAAUGAACGUGAUGUGGUCGCUUGCCGCGCAACUUGAAAAGGCAUCCCUUUCCAACAGCACAGAGCACAUCGCUAAUCUUCUUGUCGAAAUUCCUCGCAAUAACCCGCGUCUGGACUCCUUGAUGUUCCUCCAGCACAAUGUGACUCAAUCGCAGGAACCUGCGAACCUAGCAUUUGAGCCGAGUCCAGUAUGGCACGACGAAGCUACAAUCGUCAUCGAUGAAGCAGCCAAGGUCUUCCUGCGCAACGUUCUGAGUAAGAGCAAAGCUCAAAUCCACGAACUACGAGUUGAGUCAGACCGGAAGAAGCGCGAGGUUGAAGGAAGCAAGAAAGUACGGGAAAAUAUUCAACAUGGCAAAGAUAAUCGAAACGAGUUAGAUGUCGUGCGAUCCAUGUUCUACAUUCAAGAAUCCUUGCACGAGGUUGAUCGCAAAUGGGUUACAGCCGAGGUAGAAACGGCGACCAUCAUGGCAGUGGCUGGAGAUUUGUCACUUGGAGCCCAGAACCACAAUUUCCGCUCUCAGACAUUCAAAAUCCCGACAAAUUGCGACCUUUGCGGCGAGCGAAUCUGGGGCCUGUCCGCCAAGGGCUAUGAUUGUCGAGAUUGUGGUUACACCUGCCAUAGUAAAUGCCAAAUGAAGGUUCCGCCGGAGUGCCCGGGCGAGCAAACCAAGGAAGAGAAGAAAAAGCUCAAGGCCUUGCGACAAGAACAGGCUGGUGCCAUGCCUGCUGUGGAUAUCGGCACCCCUGCAGCUUCCGCUGCCGCCCCGUCCCUGACGCGACAAAAUACAAUGAACUCUCUUAGCUCAGGAUAUGCGGCCAGUACGGCUCGGUCGGUAUCGAACAUUGCUACUCAGCCCACACCUGAAAUCCCAGCAGAAGAACCCCCGGCUCCCGUUGCACAGACAAAGCCAGCUGCCGCUGCCACAAAGAGGAACCGAGUGCUAGCACCACCUCCGACAGCAUACAUGACUGCACCUCCGCCCAGCGACUCUGGCAUGGGCUCGAGAUCCAAAGAGCCACGAGGUAAGAUGCUGUACGCGUAUCAAGCCACCGGCUCAGAUGAGGUCAGCGUGGAAGAUGGGGAUGAGGUGGUGAUCCUCCAACCAGAUGAUGGUUCUGGAUGGCUGCGUGUACGCUCGGGGGCCAACGAAGGACUUGUACCGGCCGCAUAUGUCGAAGCUGCCCCAACACCAUCACCCGUGCCAUCCGCUAGUCCCAGUAUGCCUGAACGACCCGGUUCAACGUACUCAAAUUCAUCGGCAUCCCUGGCAGGAAGCGCCGCGCCGAAGCGUGUCGGACCAGCGGUCGCGCCCAGACGAGGGGCCAAGAAAUUGCAGUAUGUCGAGGCAUUAUACGAGUACGAAGCCCGCAGCGAUAUGGAGUGGAAUAUGGCAGAGGGCGACCGAUUUGUUCUAAUCAACCGGGAUAGUGGUGAUGGAUGGGCCGACGUCGAACGGGGUGGUGUUACGAAGAGCGUUCCAGCAAACUACAUCCAGGAGGUAUAG
This is a messenger RNA of Penicillium concentricum, 2223 nucleotides long. RefSeq names its product putative actin polymerization protein Bzz1. The transcript has 6 exons. Lineage: Eukaryota; Fungi; Ascomycota; Eurotiomycetes; Eurotiales; Aspergillaceae. The record is from RefSeq and is a predicted model, not a curated record. Gene Ontology annotation, molecular function: protein binding. Gene Ontology annotation, biological process: regulation of actin filament polymerization. Bases 1 to 2223 code for a protein of 740 amino acids.